Messenger RNA from Cercopithifilaria johnstoni, 3651 nucleotides. Lineage: Eukaryota; Metazoa; Nematoda; Chromadorea; Rhabditida; Onchocercidae. The record is from the annotation of a GenBank genome assembly.
AUGAUUGGAAAGAACCGGUUAUCAUCGUCUGGAAAAGGUGUGAUCUUCGAUGGAAAAAAUAAGAUUGACGUAAAUGUUGUGGAACAAGAAAGAACAAGGAAAGAAAUAUCCGCAGACAGUUCGUUGAAAAGCUUUCCCAAUUUUUCUAUAUCAUCAGAUUUUUCGAUAGAAAAAGGAAAAUUAAGGAUGUCGUCGAUUGCAAUCGCGGAGAAAGAUGACCCAAGGAAAUUCCGAAUUUAUCGCCCAUUAAAUUGUGAACAGUCAGGAUCGGUGAUAUAUUAUCGGUGUUCAAAGUGCGAAUCACUGGAAAAGAAAGGUGGUGUCAGAUCGAAGCGUUACAAACCAUGUGUAAAAACAUUGCACGGGAAGCUAGUUGGAAACGCACAUCCAGAGCAUCAUCCCGGCUGUCAUGCAGUAACUAAAGAAAUUCGAGAACUGCAAGAAAUGGACCGCGCUUGUCGAUCGAAGAUUAAAGCCAGUCAUCUGUCACUCAGAGCUUCGCAGAAACUCGAGGAAUAUGUAGAAGAGAGCUCAAACAUCAAUGUACAGUCCAACUGCAAUUUGCGUAAGAGACCGAAGCGAUUAAGUAUUAAAUUCGAUGCUCGUAGUCAUGACAUAAAUGAAAGUGAGCUGUCAGAGGUUGACCAUUUAUUGAGGUUUAUAUGCAAAGCUUGUAUCAGUGAUACUGCAGAAACAACAAAUCACCCAAGAAUUUAUUCUGCUGGUACUUCAUUGUCCAACAGUACUGGUUAUUCUUCGCUGAUUGUACCAGAACCCGGUGGAAUGUUCGUACGAAUUUAUGUUGGGGAUAGCAAACUAGCUAAUCAGGAGGUGUCUUGCUAUCACUGUCCCCGAUGUGAUGAUUUGUAUCAAAAAACAGAUAACGAGUCCGUGCGAACUGUACUGAAAGCAGAAAAUGAUUUAAUAGUUGAUUAUCCUACGCAUCAUGCAGAAUGUUCGCCAACAUCAUUGGAAUCACUAAGAGAGCUGGGCGGCGAUUUAAAGAAUUUCUGUAUCGUAGCAAAUCAUAAGAUUAUUUCUCUGAAAGCACUACUUGAAUCUGAAUACAAUAUUUUUCAUGAGCUUGAUGAAAGCUUCAUUACUGGUGAAUCGAUUGAACAGAACUGGGAUACAGCAGCUAUGGAUGAGGGAAUUCUCAUCAAUUCUACAGCAAUUUCGAGACCUCAGGAACAACGAUGUUUUUGCAGACGUCUUUAUGAAGAAAAUAUGGAGUUAUAUCAGGAAAUGUUGCGGAGUGUAGACGAAAUGAGAUCACUAAUCAGCGAAAUGAAACGUAUUUCUGGUGCAAAUGCUGAAUAUUAUAUCGAAGAUGACCAAAUUUUGGGGGGAGGUGAUGAUAGUACACUCUACAUUGUAGAUGACGGAGCUGCUCAUGCAUUAAGGUUUGGCGCCAAAUCGAUUGCUCAUGUGGUUACCGUUAUCAUGCCAGUUUUCAGAGGAGAACAAUGUCAUCGUUUACAUUGUCCGUUUUUUUAUAAGAAUAUUAAUUCUUCAUUGGCUGAACAGCCUUCCGAACAAUUUGAUGAUAACGAGGAAAUGCCCUCAAAUAUUUUUCUGUCGGAACAAGGUACAUCGAAACAAGAUGACGAAGUGAGCAUCAACUGCAAUAAUACAUCGAGUAGUCCAUCUGUGAUGCCUUUGAGCCGUAAACGAAAUCGACGUAUUUGGACUCUUGUCAGUGGAGAUGGUCACGAUUUUAGAUGCAAUGCAUGCAAGAGAAUUAUCAAAUGCUGUUCACCUACAAAUAUAACUCGACACUAUGCAAACAAUCAUCCUGAAAUACUGAAAACAGAGGAAGUAUCAGUAGAUAUGCCGAAGGAAUCGACUGAACCUGUUUUAGAGGGAAAUUCCAAAGAUAGAAUGUUGACUGCAAAUGAAAUGCCGCUAUCUGGUGGCAUCAGAACGAAUACUACCAAAAUAGAUUGGUCUUCGCCAUCUAUACGGAAGAUUUUGGAAAAGAUUGCAUCUAGGGAGUUAACGGAGAAAAUGGGAACAGAUAUGAUCGCGUAUAAAACUGGAUGUCAACUGUCACAGUCAACAGUUCGGAAACGAGUCCACUGUUUGCUCGAAGAGAGAUAUGGUGCAUAUUCAUUAUCACAAAAAAAUAGCGCAGCAGUGGCGCAAUCUUUGCAAGUGAACGAUGAAAAAAAUGAAACAGUUACAUAUGUAGGUAUGGACAGUGCAAGUGGUGAGACGAAAAAGUUCGUUAAAUUAGAAGAUAAGAAAAAUCAAGAACAAUUAUCCGAUGGAACCAUGAAUACAUCUCCUGUACCGCCAAUACCACGACAAGUUCGUUCUCUACGACUGAGUCGCUCGUCGAUAGUAAUUCCGGAAAAGGAUGAUCCAUCAAAAGUAAGAAUAUAUCGGUGUAGUGCUUACGGGCGAGGUAAGCAGGGUGCAACAUGCUACUAUCGAUGCUCCAAAUGUGACUCCCUUGCGAACAACAAAUUGAAAAAUUCCGGUACAUCAACAAAUGAGCGUACGAAACGUUAUUUUGCUCAUAUUAAGACGAAGGAUGGGCGAAUAAUCGGAAAUGCUUAUCCAGAACAUUUGCCGGAAUGCAAACCAGUACCAAAGGAAGUUCAACAGCUUCAGGAAAUUGAUCGCGCCUGUCGAGCGAGGAUUCAGGCUGGUAAUUUAACACCUGAAGCAGCAAGGAAGCUAGGGGCUUUGGUAGCACAGAAGAACCGUGAGCUGAAAAGGCAUAUCCAGGAUGAUGAUACUUUUCCGGAUAAAUGGAAAUCACUUCCUAAAAAAUACAGUCGAUUGUGUCAUCAAGCCGAAAGAAUGAGAAAGCAAAAGAAUCGGCAGCUUUUAAGAAUGAUGAACAAUGAACAAGGUGAUGGUGAAACCGAAGAAGAUCAUAGCGGUAUUGCACAUGAAGCAGAAAUUAUGAGUGGACGUUUCAAGCAUCCACCGUUGAUCAUUUUUGAACCAGAUGGUCAGGCGGCACGAAUUUAUCGUAUAAAUGGAAAGUCAGAUAAGCUCGGUAUCAUCUAUUACCGAUGUUCAAAAUGUGAUGUUCUUUGUCGAAGACACAGAAGGAUGGGAAAUGUAGAAGGGAUGACUCGAGCAACGGUAAAGGUGGAAGAGGAUGAAAUUCUCGAGAAUAUGUAUCCUGCACAUCACGAAGAAUGCGAAGUUUUUACGCUUGAUAUGGUUAAAAAUUUGGCGGAAAAUCUUGAUCGCUUCUAUUUUGCUAAAGAUUAUGAAUCCAUCAUCCAUGAUUCUGCUAAAACGGAUCUCAGGUUUGCUGAUGGUACAUUAAUCUCAAAAAAUCAAAUACCUAUUGUUAGUCAUUCCGCAGUUGAACAUGUCGUUGAAGAUGACGUCGUAGUGGACAUUAGUAAUGUUGCUAAUACUGAAGAAGUUGAUGAUGGUACAUGGGAAACAAUUCUGAAUCAAGAUGUACUAAACGUUAGAGCGGAAGAUCAUGAGGAGCAUAUAAAUGCCACAUGCCAACGCUAUUAUGAAGCAAACAUCGCAUUGCGCCGCGACAUGAUGCGUUGUCUGGAAGAGAUGAGAACACUGCGAACAGAAAUGAGAAAUAUGUUAGAAGAAGGAAAAUUGCAGUAUGUGGAAGUAGAUGAUGAUCAUUACGAAGAAAUUAUUGUUGAUGAAAAUGACUGA